Molecule: messenger RNA, 1849 nt
Organism: Coffea arabica (coffee)
Lineage: Eukaryota; Viridiplantae; Streptophyta; Magnoliopsida; Gentianales; Rubiaceae
Product: coniferyl alcohol acyltransferase-like
Molecular function (GO): acyltransferase activity, transferring groups other than amino-acyl groups
Source: RefSeq, a predicted model, not a curated record
ACCAUAGAACAAGAAAACAAAUGCCCUUAUUCAUUGGGUGUUAUCCAAUGUUCUACUUCUCCUCAACCCCUCCAACUUUUUUUUUCCUUUUAAACAUCCUUGCCCAAAACUAUACCUCUCGCCACAGAAUUCAUUAGGCAAUUCUUGAAAUACCAAAAUUGUUGGAGUUUGGCAUAAAGAUGUAGCACAGAUAGACUUGUAAGUUACAGACGAUCCCUUUAUCUUUACCCGGCUGAGUAAUCAAAACUCACCAAUACGAGAAGAAGUUGGUUUUUUUGUUUGCCUACGCUGGAAACCCAUGCACACUCCAACCAUACGCAGAUGAUACUUUUGCUUAUAAAUACUACUAUUUCAUGACCAGAUGAACCAAUCCACUAGGCAAACAAAAAAAAAGAUAUGGCUCUCAAACAAGGCUUCGAGGUGAAGGUAACCUUGACAGAGGUAGUUGCUGCAGUGCUUCCGAUGCAAGAACAUUGGUUGCCGCUGUCCAACCUCGACUUGCUUUUGCCUCCUGUCGAUGUCGGUGUCUUCUUCUGCUACAAGAACCCCUCUUCAGCUGCCACCACAUUCGGGUCCAUGACCAGCGCUCUUAAGAAAGCACUAGCCCAAACAUUGGUUUCCUAUUACGCUUUUGCGGGGGAAAUGGUGCAAAAUCCUUCAGGGGAGCCUGAGCUUCUAUGCAAUAAUCGUGGGGUGGACUUUGUUGAAGCAUUUGCUGAUAUUGAGCUUCGAGAGCUCGACUUGUACAAUCCUGAUGAGAGCGUCGAAGGUAAACUUGUGCCCCAAAAGGAGCAAGGCGUGCUCUCUGUUCAGGCAACUCAACUCAAGUGCGGAGGACUGGUGAUAGGAUGCACGUUUGACCAUCGGGUUGCCGAUGCCUACUCGGCCAACAUGUUUUUGGUGUCAUGGGCGGAAAUGGCUCAGUCCAAGCCGGUAACUACGCUUCCUUCACACCGGCGGUCACUGCUCUCUUCUCGCCGGCCAGGGCACUUCGACAUUUCAAUUAACGACAUGUACAUGAAAAUAUCACAAAUGCCACCUCCAGACAAAGAAUUAAAUGACCACAUUAAUAAUAAUCAGGCACCAAUAAGUCGCAUCUAUUAUGUCAAGGCCGAACAGGUCCACCAACUGCAAUCGCUAGCCAAUGACGAUAAACGGGGUAGUAAAAAAUUUGUAAGGACUAAGCUUGAGGCCUUCACUGCCUUCCUCUGGAAAUUAAUUGCCAAAGGGACAGAUGCAGGGGACAAAUAUUGCAGGCUAGGAAUCGUGGUCGACGGAAGGACUAGAUUGAAUGAUGGAGACGAAUCGAUGAUGAAUAAAUAUUUUGGAAAUGUUUUAUCUAUCCCAUUUGGCGAAAAGAGAAACAAGGAGCUGAAAGAGAUGAAUUUAAGUAUGAUAGCCGAUGAAGUCCACAAUUUUCUUGACGGGGCAGUGACAAGAGAACAUUUUCUGGGGCUGAUUGAUUACGUGGAGGCUCAUCGUCCUGAACCGGCAUUUUCCAGAAUUUAUGGUUCUAAAGUAACCAGAGAAGAACCGGCAUUUGUGGUGUCAUCAGGGCAGCAGUUUCCUAUAAGAAAGAUAGACUUCGGGUGGGGUGUGCCAGUAUUUGGUUCGUACCACUUUCCAUGGGGAGCACAAUCGGGCUUUGUAAUGCCAAUGCCCUGUGCAUCUGGAAAUGGAGAUUGGAUUGUUUACAUGCACCUUCGUCAAGAGCAGAUAGAAGUGAUAGAGCUUAAUGCACCACAUGUUUUUAGACCUUUCAGCCAUGAUUAUCUCUGAUCAGCUCCAUCUGAUUUUCCGCUGGAUUAAUUGGUUCGCUACAAUUGAUCAGACACAAGUUAUGUAUUAA